AGCCGAAAGCUCUUGCUCCCGCUCGUGCUCUCACUCACUUCGACACCUCUGCCGACAACCUCGCACGCCCUUCGCGCUUACGACCACCCCCGUCGACCCCGAGAGUCUCCUCUCGAUGAUAUACGCCGCAUCAACGCGAUAGCCCGAACCAACGGAGGAAGAGAUGGCCGACUUCAGCUAUGCCGACGACCUGGAACUGCAGAGGCUGAACGAUCAAGUGCUCGCAGAUCCAAAUGAGUUCGAGAACUGGGAAAAGUUGGUCCGCGCCGCAGAGACACAAGAAGGAGGCUUGAACCGCAACUCGAGUCCACAAGCCAUUGCUGCGACUCGAGACACAUACGAUCGCUUCCUUGCCCGCUUCCCGCUGUUCUUCGGCUACUGGAAGAAAUAUGCGGACCUCGAGUUCUCUAUCGCGGGGACUGAAUCUGCGGAAAUGGUCUACGAGCGGGGUGUCGCAAGCAUAGGGCUAUCAGUAGAUCUAUGGGCCAACUACUGCGCUUUCAAGGUCGAGACCAGCCACGACGCAGAUGUGAUCAGAGAGUAAGUUGAAGGGCGCCCCUUUCCUUUCCAUGCCCAUAACUCCACAGAGCCACUCGCUCCAAGACAGCGCUAUGCCCCGUGAGGGUUGCUGCACACACGCACUUGAAGUGGUGAGAUAUCCAACCCACAGGCUAGCUGCUAUACGAGUCUCACUUUUAAUCACUCAGACCCGCACUUCACCACCAUUGCGCUCGCACUAUUGCGCUUGCUUCUGCACGAAACGUUUGAUCAUGUUUAUUUGAUGGAGUGAUGGUCAUGGUUCGGGUUGGGAGUUCCAGCUCCAUCAUCAUUAUGCUUUACGAGCGCGCCGCAGACAGCGUUGGGCUGGACUUCCUGGCACAUCCUUUCUGGGACAAGUACCUGGAAUUCGAGGAGCGACUGGACUCUCACGACCGCAUUUUCGCGAUUCUGGGUCGCAUAGUUCAUCUUCCACUCCACCAGUAUGCUCGCUAUUUCGAGCGAUAUCGCACAAUGGCAGCACAACGACCAAUCGCUGAUGUUGCGCCGGAAGACGUCGUAGCUCGUCUCCAAGCGGACAUUGCACGAGAAAGCGCUGAGAAGCCGCGGAAUCCAGCAGAAGUCGAGCGCGAAUUGCGCACACGCAUUGAUGCAUAUCAUCUGGAGAUCUUCCAACGCACACAAACUGAGACCACAAAACGCUGGACAUACGAACAGAACAUCAAGCGACCGUAUUACCACGUUACCGAGCUUGACGAGGAGCAGCUCGACAAUUGGAGAAAGUACCUGGACUUUGAGGAAACAGAGGGCGAUUACGAACGCACAAAAUUCCUCUACGAGCGAUGCCUGGUGACAUGCGCUAAUUACGAAGAGUUCUGGUUUCGGUACGCACGAUGGACUAUGGCGCAAACAUCGAUCACGAAGGAAGUGCGGAACGAGGAAGUGCGAAUCAUCUACAGCCGCGCGAGCUGUACUUAUGUCGCAAUCUCUCAGCCGAACAUACGGCUGCACUAUGCCCGAUUCGAGGAGUCUAUCGGCAAAGCAGACACUGCGAUUGCCAUUCACGAGGCAAUACUGGCCACUGCUCCCGGCGACUUGGAGACCAUCAUUUCGCUGGCCAACACGCAUAGACGCCAGUACGGCGUUGAUGCUGCUGUCGCUGUUCUCAAUGAGCACAUCAGCAGCUCCGAGUACAACCCAUCCAUUCGUGGCGCACUUGUGGCCGAGUUGGCCCGCUUCCUAUGGAAGGUCAAAGGCGAUGUUGAUGAGGCUCGCAAGACCUUCCAGAAGCAGCAGCAGUGGUUUUCAGAUUCGAGCGAUUUCUGGCGAGCAUUCUUCGAUUUCGAACUCAACCAGCCCACAUCAUCAAAAGAAGAACCUUCACGGCACAAGCGUAUCAAAGCUGUGUUUGACGACAUUCGGCACAAGGCGCACUUGCCAGCGCAGGACCUCGCUGAGAUGUCUGGGAAGUACUUCGAUCACCUGCUAGAUCGCGGCGACUCAGACGCGAUGCAGGAGUACAUUGAGCUGGACAUCGCGCUGAAUGGACCCUCCAGUGUUGCAGUGGCUAGUAAGCAGAAGACCCCUGGAAAGGGCGCAGCCCAGGCGAAUGGUUCUUAGGUACGAUCACGCCCAUAGGGAGGCCGUCGAGAUUCUGGAUCUGGCGAACGCAGUCCGUAUGGCUUUUCGUUUUCGAGACUCUUCGCAGCUUGUACAAGCGUCUCGACAUUGCGCUAUGCAUUGAGUGUAUCGCGGGCAGCAGCAACGCGCCAGCUGAGAAUGUAAGAUACCCGGGAAUUCAGCUUGGCAAUCUAGUAAUGCGGCAGCUACUUGCGCUUCAAAUAGAUUAUCGUUUGAACAAUCGAUUGUUUCAAAGCAUUGUCUUCCUUCCAUCGACCAUUCCGCAAUUCAGUAUUCUCUGUUGCGUCUAUGCCCCACUGACUGUGAUCUGGC
Molecule: messenger RNA, 2451 nt
Organism: Cercospora beticola
Lineage: Eukaryota; Fungi; Ascomycota; Dothideomycetes; Mycosphaerellales; Mycosphaerellaceae
Source: RefSeq, a predicted model, not a curated record